Messenger RNA from Sphaerodactylus townsendi, 1885 nucleotides. RefSeq names its product D-dopachrome tautomerase (gene DDT). Gene Ontology annotation, molecular function: phenylpyruvate tautomerase activity. The record is from RefSeq and is a predicted model, not a curated record. The transcript is spliced from 3 exons. NCBI's taxonomy places the organism in Eukaryota, Metazoa, Chordata, Lepidosauria, Squamata, Sphaerodactylidae. The coding region runs from base 178 to 534 and encodes 118 amino acids.
CUCGCUCAAGGACACAUUUCGUUUCUCCUCGACGGGGGCGCGGCCAGCACCGCCCCCCAAAACUCCCUGCGCGCUUCCUCCUCCUCCUCCUCCUCCUCCUCCUCAGGAGCUCCAGUUGAGUCCCCGCGGUUCAGCUAGUGCCUAUUCUGCUCCGUGGGAGCCACUGCGGGAGCAACAAUGCCCUUUGUGGAGUUGCAGACCAAUUUGCCGGCCUCUCAGCUGCCCGGCGACCUGCUGGGCAAACUGUGCUCAGAGACCGCUUCCAUCCUGAGCAAGCCGGUGGAGAGGGUGAACGUUACAAUAAAGAGCGACCUGCCCAUGGUGAUUGGUGGCUCCCAGGAGCCUUGUGCUAUUCUGACUGUGGCUUCCUUGGAAGUGGUGGGAUCUGCAGAGAAGAACAAGGAGCACAGUGCAAAGUAUUUUAAGCUUCUCACCAAGGAACUGAAACUUGGCACGGACAGGAUCCUGAUUUUGUUUCAUCCACUGGAACGCUGGCAGAUCGGCAAGAAUGGGACUGUCGUUACUUUCCUGUGAAAUGCCCCAAAGUCCACCAAAUCGUCUUUCUGGCCAACUUCACCUUGAAGGGCUCUGCAGGACAUCUUUUCUUUGAAAUAAACCCAUUUUUGGGUUUUUUUAGGAAAAUGGAAAAACUGGAGGAAAUUCCCUGAAGAUCUGCUGAUGUGUGCUAACCAGUCACAUCAAGCCUUGUAUUGACUUCCAUUGAGUAGGUUCUGUGUGGUGUGCCUUUAUUUUGUAGGUACAGCGUUUCACCUUCAUCAGCUACAGCCUCUGGACAUGCUGUUUGCUUGAGGACCAGUAAAGUAAAAUCUGUUAACAAUUAAUUUGCCAAUUAAAUAUUCAGUUCUAAUGUUUUUUUGUUUCUUGAAUGCUAGCAUAAUUUUUAAUGUGGCUUAAUUUCCUCCUCAGCUUGACAGACUUGUGUGUGAGGCUGGGAACCUCAUGCUUGCGAGAACCAGAUGAGUUAAUAGUUGUAAGACAUAUCAGGAGACACUGGUGAAAAACUACUCUUUUUUUGUUCUUGAGAUAGACCUUCCAUGAGAAGGACUUCAUUAACUGACCAAGCAUGAGCUCAUAACUUGCCCUUACAUCAGUGAAUAUUUUAAGAAACAACUUCAACAUUUUCUUAGUAUGCAGCAGAUUUGCAGCAAAUGAAUUUGGGUAACACCUGGAAUUCUGAAGGAAUGAAAGCCAGAAAAAAAAUUGAAACUACGUUUUGGUUACACAAAAUUAGUUACAAACUUGUACACUAAUCAUUAAGAUGAAAAAGCUGGGAGGACUAUGAAGAACUGUGCGCGAAUGAGAGGUGUGCUAGGUUGCAGUCCUCCCCACAGAAAAAUCCAGGGGAUUCUCAAGGAGUUUUCAGGGCAUGAGUAAGCUUAUUUCUCUUUAUGUACUCUGAACAUUUCCUCCCUUUUUGGGCAUCUUAAAGGCUUCAUCAGGUCAUUCUUGAUGGUAUUUGCCUUUUUGUUAAUGUACAAAAUAAUGUUUUACUACAUCCAGGAAGAGUCCUCUGAGUAAGAAGAGACCCUUUUCUUGUCUGUCAGUGGCCCUGUUGUGUGAGUUUCAUUAUCAACAGGCACCAGCCAAUUUUUUAUACAGGGUAAUCAUUAAAGAAUUUUCUAAAAGAUGUCAUUAAUUGUAUUUUUUCUGAAAUGUGGAUAGAUUAUAUCCUCCAGGCAGAUUCUGUGCCAACAUUUCAGAUAUAUGGAGAAAGCAUCUUGAUAGUACAGUAAGUUCGGCUCUUAGGCAUGCUGUAAAUAAGUCUUAUCUUGCAUGGCUGUAUAUGAAUAACCCAAAUACUGCUGGGGUUUAACUUCAGGGUUGGUUCUGGAAAAGGAAAAAUAAAUAUCUGACUUUAAAAAAU